GACACAUCACUAGUUGGUAUAUUCAGCACCGGAAGGCCCUAUAAGUGAAGAUAAUAGGGUCGAUGAGCUCUAGUUGCCUCGAGCCUCUUUGCAACCCGUUGGUUUCCUGUCUCCGGCUUUACUAUGGCAAGCCCUCGUCCGGUCUAUUCUAUCAACAUAUGAGCAGCAUCUUUCCCACUCUGGUUGAAUGCAGCGUCUAUCACGGUUAUUGUUCAAGACGACUGUUGGACGAUUCCGAAGCCGGACGCAGUGAGCGCAUGCAUCCUGAAGGAUCACUUGAACAAGGAACCUCGACAAACAGCCGGCAUCGGAGUUGUCAAAACGACUUGCUGGUUCAUCCGAGGCGUUUUCGUAUUUCCGUCACACAUCAUUACCCUCGGUUCUUCAACCAACACGCCGACUCUAGCGCAGGCGUCUUCCCUGUCGAUGAGCGGCAUCACAUGAGUUCGGAUGAUUUCAACCAUGCAGGUUUUCUGCAAUGGCUGGCAACGGACAUUAUCCUCCUGCCAAACCCGGAGCCGACGGAGUUUUCGGUCGUGGCCCCGGUCGACGCGGUGGCCACGGUGAACGGCAUCUCACCUCGGCAUCCCGUUCUGGCAGCGAGGACUUCUGGCUCUUCCGGGCCGGCUUCCCACGUUGGAUGCACCCCCAAACCUUCGAUUCCCCGGACAUGUGAGAAUGCGGGGGAACGCGCCCAGCCAAGUCAGGAAAUAAGAUCGGGGGGUGCAGCUUGAGCCGCACGAGACGACUGCAACGUCAACUCACUCAGCUGAAGGCAAAUGUUAUCAUGUGUCAAUGGCGUUAUACUCACGCGACGCCAAAGGCUUGGGGGUAGAGACGGAGGUUCAUGGCCGGCACAUUCGCUCGGCAGAGGUCUGUUCGAGACCCGGAAUUCCAGACCCAGGACCCCGGAUGAUCUGUUUUUCUGGGAGAAUUGCACUAACACUGGCGAGGUGGAAGUAGAGCUAGCAGAAGGCUAACACGGCCACCACCCGGCGAGACUUCCCCCGCUGGGAAAUUGUAAACACCAGCAGCGAAGCCAUCUUUGCGCUUCCCCGCUAACCUCGUCUCCGGGC
Messenger RNA from Ilyonectria robusta, 1076 nucleotides. RefSeq lists its product as uncharacterized. The record is from RefSeq and is a predicted model, not a curated record. NCBI's taxonomy places the organism in Eukaryota, Fungi, Ascomycota, Sordariomycetes, Hypocreales, Nectriaceae. The transcript has a single exon. Bases 63 to 734 code for a protein of 223 amino acids.